Peromyscus californicus insignis is the source of this 4878-nucleotide messenger RNA. It is a transcript of the gene Vkorc1l1, whose product is annotated as vitamin K epoxide reductase complex subunit 1 like 1. The coding region runs from base 35 to 565 and encodes 176 amino acids. Gene Ontology annotation, biological process: peptidyl-glutamic acid carboxylation; vitamin K metabolic process. Gene Ontology annotation, molecular function: vitamin-K-epoxide reductase (warfarin-sensitive) activity. The record is from RefSeq and is a predicted model, not a curated record. The transcript is spliced from 3 exons. Lineage: Eukaryota; Metazoa; Chordata; Mammalia; Rodentia; Cricetidae.
CGGCGGCGGCGGCGGCGGCGGCGGAGGGGGGAAGAUGGCGGCGCCCGUCCUGCUGAGAGUGUCGGUGCCGCGGUGGGAACGGGUGGCCCGGUAUGCAGUGUGCGCCGCCGGGAUCCUGCUCUCCAUCUACGCCUACCACGUGGAGCGGGAGAAGGAGAGGGACCCGGAGUACCGGGCCCUUUGCGACCUGGGGCCCUGGGUGAAGUGCUCCGCCGCCCUGGCCUCCAGAUGGGGUCGAGGAUUUGGUCUUUUGGGUUCCAUUUUUGGAAAAGAUGGUGUAUUAAACCAGCCAAACAGUGUCUUUGGACUUAUAUUUUAUAUACUACAGUUAUUACUUGGCAUGACGGCCAGUGCAGUUGCGGCCCUUGUCCUCAUGACCUCCUCCAUCGUGUCCGUGGUGGGCUCUUUGUACCUGGCCUACAUUCUGUACUUUGUGCUGAAGGAGUUCUGCAUCAUCUGCGUCAUCACAUACGUGCUGAACUUCAUUCUCCUCAUCAUCAAUUACAAACGACUAGUUUACUUGAAUGAGGCCUGGAAGCGACAGCUGCAGCCUAAGGAAGACUGACGGCUGGUGGAUUCCCACCCAACUGUCUCAGACACUUCUUUCAUUAAGUUUAUUUUGCAAGUUUUUUUUUUUAAUUCACAACAGACAUUUUCCCUGAGAAUCUUAAACUGAUUUUUUAAAAUACUGUAAAUUAGAAGGGGCCCUAGCUAUUUUCUGUGUCAAUCUUCAUUUUAAAUCCGGAUACAAAAAAGGAUACGCCGAGCCAAUCAAAGACAAGCUUUAACUUUACCUUGAAGAUGUUUCUGAGAUAAUAAAAUGUAGCCCUAGCCCCCGGUCCUCAACCAUAAAGUGAGCAGCCAUUGCUAGUAAUUCUUUAAUGUGUAUAAAUUCAAUUUCAGGUAUAACAAAUGUGAUCAUGAACAUGAAAAUAUUUUAGAAUAGAUACUGUAUUAAAUAUUGCCAUGUUUACAAUAUGUAAUAUGUUUUUAGCUGAUGGAUUUAAAUCUGUAGAUUCAAUUAGAGUCCAUUCGUGUGAUAUUUGUAAAUAAAGGUAGAAACAUUGGAUCCACCCCUGCAGAACUUACUGUACAGUUUAGUUGAAGUGUAGCGAUGAAGAGUUGUCAGCUCAGUGUGACUGAUAAGUAGUGGAGAGAGCAGACAGCAACAGAUCAUCUUGGGAAACGUGCUGACGGUCCUGGUGAGGGUUGACAGCAGAAACAGUAGGGGGCUUGGUUCCCUUCCACCUCCACUCUGAGAGGAAGAAGCGAGAUCUGAACAUCCCAGUCAAGUUUGACUAGUCAUAAAACUGGAUGGAUCCUAACGGUUUAGGAUGUCAUGUGACCAGACCUGUAAUUCCAAGGCUCUUGGGACACUGAUGGUAGGAAAUGGAUGUAGUCUUUGGAGUAAACAUACCACUAUGGCAUUUUUUGGCAAAGCCUCUUAACCAGUAGCUGACCUUUCAAUACAGAUGUGUUCCCUUGAUCCUGGUGCCAGUCAACUUGACAGUAUUAGGACUGAAAUCUGCACAAGCCUGUGCUCCGAGGUCGGUCCAUGGUGUUUCCUUUCUCGUUUCUUCUUGCACUAAGGAUUGUCAGUAAGUGUUUCACAAUUACAUAUUGAAUUUGUAAACCUUAGGGCUGACACGAGGACCAGUUUGCUGACUCAGAAGAAACACAACACAUAGAAAGACUUGGAAGUGAAACAUGGAAACUUUGUCCCACUCCAGUAGCCACACAGAAGCAGUGAGAAGAAACCCAGAGGUGAUCUGAAUAAACCCGAUGGCAUGGUUUACUGUGUUUCUCUGGUUAGCAUCUUACAGGAGAUGUUCAAAGUGCCUUCUGUCUUCAAUCUCAAACCAAAUCAUUCUGUGUGUUGAACCGGGGCAGAAGUAUCCCUCCUUUCAUUCCUUACCACGAAGCAGAGAAUUUGCUUUCUACCAGAAGGGGCUUUGCAGCCAUUUUAUUCCUUGGGUUGAGAAGUAGUGGCAAUGUUCUGAUUUACGAUUUGAUUAAUGAUUAUGUUAAAAAUAGGCAACUAGAUGGCAAAUUCUGAGAGCUUUUAUUUGCCUUCUUUUGGAGGGAGGAAACAGGCUUUGCUUUGUAAAGAACGUGUAUGGUCAGCAAUCGUUGAGUGGUUUAGGACCUUCAGUCACAACUUAUGCACCAUAGGAUUUCUGGCCCAGGGCAGGUAUAAAAUAGGAAUUGUAAUGCCCUGUUAGUAGGUUCUAACCAGUUUCUUUCUUUUUUUUCUCUCACCAGUUUCUUAAAAAAAGCUUAAUUCUGAUUUCAUCAAAGGUUGUGUUUGCCCCACAAAUGUGAACAUUUCCAUGACUGUCUUACUAUGUAUGCAUUGUUGUUGUCUUCUGAAGUAGUUAAAGAACUUCUAGAAAGUACUGAAUGGUAUUUAGGAGAACCAACUCCUCAUGAGAGAACUGUACAGUGAGGUCAUCUCGUAGCCCUUCGUCCGGGUCUCCCGAAGCAGUGGAAAUGGCUAAUAGCCAAGACUUCUGCUACUUACAUAUCAAGGGUGUGCUAAACAAGUCCCUUGGAUCCCAAUUCCAAAUGAACUUUUGUCUUUUAUCACUCAACAGAGUGGCGUUAAAGCGUGUCUUGACAGUACAGCUGUCUUCAACACUUACCCAGGAAAAGGUGAGAGUAUUCAUCCACCAGACCCUUCAUAGCUUCCCUAAGUCUUGGGAGUACCACCAUUAUAGAUUGUAUGGAUUUUUUGUUUAUUACAUUCCUGUGACCCAAUAGAGUGAAUACCCCUUUCUCACUGAGAGUUAACAGGUGCUGUCUGAAAUAAGAGUGUCUGUGCUCACACUUGCCUGUGGUCCCCUCACUUGGGAGGUAGGAGGAAGAGGAUCAGGAAUUCAAGGUCAUCCUUGACUACAUAGCAAAUUGGAGACCAGCCUUAGCUACAGGAGACCCUGUCUUUAAAAGAAAAAAGAAAAAAGAAAGAAAAGAAAAAAAGCAUUUGCUAAAAUAUAUGUUCUCAGUAAGCGACCCUGUUGUGUUUUAUUUGGUAGUUUUUGCCCUGAGGAAAUUCUAUUAAACCUAGUAGAAUGGGGGAGAAAAAUACUGUGUUAUAAAACUGCUAAUACUGUUAUGACUGUUUCAGACUGAAUAUUUAAACACUGAAGAAGCAGGGUUUGGCUGGGCAUGGUGACACACACCUUGAAUCCCAGCACUUGGGAGGCAGGGGCAGGUGGAUCUCUUGAGUUGGAGGCCAGCCUGGUCUAAAUAGUGAGCUCCAGGCCAACCAGGGUUAUAUAGUGAAAUAAAUAUAAAUAUAUAUGUCUUAAAAAGCCCACCCACAAAAUAACAGCAAACACUGAACGUGACUAACAGUAACUGUGGACGGGCAGACUAGGGGGAAAUGACUCCUACAGUAAUUCUGUGAAGCCUUUCACUUGGUAGUGAGGAGAUUUGAAGGAGUAAGAAGUUCGGGCAAGGCGUGCUCCAGGGACUGUGGUCGGCCUGUGCGAGCGAGUUCCCUUGGUCCUCCUUCCCGCAGCUGGUUUCUACCAGGGAGGCUAAACUGGGACAACUCAGGGUUGACAAGUUGCACUAGCUGCAUUCCAGGAAUUGUUUUGCUUCAUAUAUGUAACCUCUCCUUCAACUCUUUUGUUGUUGUUCUUUUGUUUUUGUUUUUUUUUUUUUAAGAGACAGAUGAUCUCAUUCUGUAGGCUAGGCUAUCCUAGAACUCAGUACAUAGCCCAGGCUGGCUUCAAAGUUGGCAUUCCUCCUGCCUUAGCCUCCCAAGUGCUAGAAUGAGUGGUUCAAAUUCAUUAUACGGAAGGAUGUUGAAAGACAUUGACUUUUUUCAUAUAAAGAGACAGCCCACUCGUCACUCUUGGAGAGGACCUGGGUUCAGCUCCUAUCACCCACAUGUCAGCUUAACAACAUCUGUAACUCCAGUUCAGGGGAUCCGAUGCCCUCUUCUGGCUUCCAAGGGCACUGCAUAUGGUGCAUAGACAUACAUGCAGGCAAAACACCCAUGCACAUAUAAAAGUAUUUCAUUUGGUACAAAGUACCCUUUACCUAUGAGGUAAGAUAGAGAACAAUAAAUUAAUAUUGCUGCUUUUUUUGUUUUUAUUUAUAAUUAUUUUCAAAAGACUACGGUAAAGUGCAGCCAAGCAUGGUAGCACACACCUAGAAUCCCAGCACUUGGGAGGUGGAGGCAGGAGGACCAGAAGUUCAAGGCCAACCUCGGCUAUAUGAGACCUUGUCUCAAAAGCAAAAUUAAAAACACAAAAACUCCUCAGCAAUGACUUCCUAAGCUAUAGUUGGCACUAGCAGUUGGUUCUGAUGACUACUGACAGGUGGUGGCUUUACCUUAAAAGUCAGAGAAAUGUCAGCAAAGCUCCCCACUGUCAUUUCCAGGAACCACCCCUGUGUUUUUCCUUCGGCAUCCAUCAGUGAACCUGCCCCUCUACCCCUUUUAGCAUUUUAGGCAGCACAUUUAUGAAUCCUAAUGUGUGAGAACAACCCUACAAUCAAAGGGGCAGAGUAGGAUCCCAGGCAACUUGAUCAAACACCCCCCCUACCCCCUUUUUAAACUAAUUGGCCCGGAAGAGGUGAAAUGUUAUGAAGCUGUAUUGAGCAUGGCCUAAAUAAUAGGUGUCUAUGACCUGUGAAGUCUGUUCCAUCUAAAAUAUUACUCAUGCUUCAAAAGCUCCUGAGUAAACAUUCAUGUAAAAAGGAGUUCACUGGGAAGAUUCCCUCUUUAAUAUAGAUAGAAAUAUUCUUUAUCAGAGAUUUAGGAUACCAUUUUGCUAACUGGUAAAUAAAAACCGAUGUAAAUAUGUAAGAAUGUUUAUUUGUUGCACAUAACUUUUUUGGUAUAAAAUAAAUGUAGACGUUACCUGUGGA